ACAGCAAAGCAAUGAGGUGUAACGUGUCUGUUUAACAGAGAGCACGUGAGCCUGGUUCUGCUCCUUGCUGCGUGCCGGCAGCCACUACGUUGCAGCACGGUGAGGAGUGGUGGCUGCUUGGGGUGGGCAGCCUUUGGAUUAUGGGCAGCCCCUUGGGCGUUCAGGCUGUUCGCAGAGGCUCUGGUGGUUGUUUGCUGGGAUCGGGAGAGGUUGCUUGGUCAUUAUUCUCUUUUGUUAAACACGGUGGCCCGCAUCCCUGGAAUACAUUCCCGGAAUAAUGGCUGGACUUUCCCCAAGGAGACUGUGGGCUUUCGAGCAGCAAGAUGCUCAGCAAUGCCAUGUAAUUGAGAAACCAUCUCUCGAUGAUUAUCAGACCUGGGGCAGCUCAUGCCCAGAGCUCCUGUCGUGCACAGUUUGCUUGUUGUGUGUAUCUUUGCUCUCAGUGAUGGCAGUGUAGCUGCACCGUCAUAGCGCUUUCGUCGCGGGCUGAAUUUUGACGUGUGGCUCUAUCCUCAGAAGUGGAGCUGAGUUGCUUUCUUUCCAGCGGUUUAGUCAGAAUGCACCUCCUCGUGUGUUAGUCUAAUUUUGUGUCUAAGGAAAGAUGUGCCUGCGUUCAAAUUUGCAUGUAAAAUCUGUGCAGUAAUGAGUUUACAGAUGGCAAUGCAGUCUCUAUACCUCAAGUCCCAGUAUAUAUACACACAUAUAUGCAAGCUUUCCAGUUACCUCUUGACACAGCUCUCCAUAUCCAUUUCCUGAUGUAACGCUUAUGUAAAUAACCGGAGUUCGUACUGUGCCCUUGAAGGUCAGUAAAUAUGGGAGGUGAUUUCGGGGAAGCUGAUCGCAGACCUCUCCGUGGUGCGUGCACUAAACAAAUGCCAGUUCUCAAAGCAUUCACGAUGAUCCCAAGGGAGUGGUGCUCACAAUGGUGCUACUUAUUAGCAGGACUGUCUGCUGUUUGAUGACUGUAAUUUCGUAAAGUGAGCAUGUAUUCUUAUUCCUUUGCUGAGCUCGCAGUGCAAACACUUGCUGGCAUUGUUACACCAAGCAGUGCUGUCAGCCUUAUCCUGUUCUCCUGUUGUAGACCCAGUACCCAUGAAAGGGUGCUUUUGUCAAAGUACUCGUGCUUAAAAUUCCUCUGCCUGUUAUCCAGGAAGGGUUGAUGUGCUGGGUUGCUGUCAAGAAUUAAGGAUUAUUGGGUUACAGACUAAGAAUAAACCUUAUUCGGGCUGACAACUGAAGAACUUUCAACAGGUCAUUUAAAGGUUUCUUUAGAUCGGUUUCUCCUGUUUAGAAUUAGGUGGUUGUGCUUGCCACCAGUGUUAAAUGCUUUGAGAUUGGAAUGGAAGGUACUCCUGCAAAUGGUACUGUGUCUCAGCAAGAGGGUUGUUGCCGUUGUUUGCUGUGCUGCAAAUUUCCAGGCUGGUUUCAGGGGAGCCCUUUAGACAAGCGUCAUGUCCUGCUGAGAAUGGCUGUAUUACUGCCCAGCCUUGUGACUGCAGAACAAAGGAUUUUCAGAAAAAAGACUGCAUUCUGUUCUCUGACAGGGUAUGGCUGCAGCAGAGAAGGGUUGUGGUCUCAACAGAUCAGAAAGUGAAAGCCAGGACUGGACAGAGAAAAUAAUUUCUUUCCCCAGGGACAUGUGUUGCUGCAGUCUUUCAUGCCUGUGAGUGUUGCAACACCAUGAUCCCACAGCCACCUCACCAUUAUCAGUAUUAUCAAGUUUUCUAUUUGCACAGUUCUGAGUGCAGAACUGGUGCUUGCAGAGUGAAAAGUCCUGCUUCCCUCCUGCCUCCGCUGCUCAUCAGUACAGUGUGAAGCAUCAGUACAUGUUGGCAUGACCUGUGACCUGAAGCCCUGGAGAAAGAUCAAAAGAAGCCCCUGGUGAGCAGAAGGCUCUGAAGACAUACUUUGUGUGCUUGGAAGGGAGUUGGCAGGUGGUGUUUCCGUGUAGCAAGGCAUAUGAUACUCAUCACAGAUCUAGAGGCUUGGCUGGAAAUGUUGGUUGAGAUACACUUUAUACUGCUGUUCAGUCGACAGGGGAAAUUAAGGCUUCAGAAAUGGUAUACGACACUACCUGAGAAAGAGAAGAAAAAGAUCGUUCGAGAAAUUGUUCAGAUUGUUUUGUCUCGCAAUCAAAAAACAAGUAGUUUUGUUGACUGGAAAGACCUCAAGCUUGUUUACAAAAGAUAUGCUAGUUUGUAUUUCUGUUGUGCAAUAGAAGACCAGGAUAACGAGCUCCUGACGCUAGAGGUUGUUCAUCGAUACGUAGAACUCCUGGACAGGUACUUUGGAAAUGUGUGUGAGCUGGAUAUUAUCUUUAACUUUGAAAAAGCUUAUUUUAUUCUUGAUGAGUUUAUAAUUGGUGGAGAAGUACAAGACACUUCAAAGAGGUCUGCGGUGAAAGCCAUAGAAGACUCUGACAUGUUGCAGGAGACGGUGGAAGAGUACAUGAACAAACCUGCAUUUUAAUGUUAAAACUACCUGGAAAGAGAACUGCUGUAUGCACCUGCAAAAUGCAUUUGCUGAAAUUGCUUCCCAAUGUGCCAGAGAAAAAACAAAACCAAUAACUAAAAGGGUUUGUUUGUAUAAUUGUCAAGAUGAAGGUCAGCUAAUGUAGCACAGGGUUUAACAAUUUUGUAUUUGCAUUACUCUGUGUUUCUCAGAAUUGUUUUUACCCUUGCUCUAGUUUCUCUUUUCCUUGCUGGACUGAACACUUGUUUUGUAUCACAUCUUUUAGCUACGGGUUUUGUCACCAUAAAAUGUUCAUCUACCAGUACAUGGAAGAGGUCUUUCUACUACUUUUGGUCCACUGCUGACCAUAUGACUCUACUUUUGUACAAAUGUCAGUUAUUUUGAAUGUAAUGAUUAUUCUGCCGUAAUAAUAAGUUUUUUCUAAAAGACA
This is a messenger RNA of Lagopus muta (rock ptarmigan), 2902 nucleotides long. It is a transcript of the gene AP1S3, whose product is annotated as adaptor related protein complex 1 subunit sigma 3. The transcript has 5 exons. The record is from RefSeq and is a predicted model, not a curated record. NCBI's taxonomy places the organism in Eukaryota, Metazoa, Chordata, Aves, Galliformes, Phasianidae. Gene Ontology annotation, molecular function: clathrin-cargo adaptor activity. The coding region runs from base 1960 to 2469 and encodes 169 amino acids. Gene Ontology annotation, biological process: intracellular protein transport; vesicle-mediated transport. Gene Ontology annotation, cellular component: intracellular membrane-bounded organelle; membrane coat; AP-1 adaptor complex.